Messenger RNA from Choloepus didactylus (southern two-toed sloth), 1713 nucleotides. RefSeq names its product IQ motif containing M (gene IQCM). NCBI's taxonomy places the organism in Eukaryota, Metazoa, Chordata, Mammalia, Pilosa, Megalonychidae. Gene Ontology annotation, molecular function: protein binding. The coding region runs from base 1 to 1713 and encodes 570 amino acids. The record is from RefSeq and is a predicted model, not a curated record. The transcript is spliced from 14 exons.
AUGCAGCCUUAUGUGUUAGUCACAGGUCCUACGUUAGAGAUCAUCAGGCAAGAUUUUUUCCAGGAAGCAAAAACUCUCAUUGCCCAACAUUAUGAGAAAAUAAAUGAGAAUAAAUUUCAAAGUUCUUCUGUUAGUGCCUUUAAAAAUAAAUACCAAAAAAGGAAAUCUGGCAUAUACUUGCCUUUGGAGAUUAAAAAAAAGGAAGUACUUGAUGUGGUCCGAGAAAUCCAAUCACCAUACAAAAAUAUUUAUUCUCCCAAGGACUUUUACAAAACUGAAACUUUUGAGGAGCCCUCAAAACGAGUUUCUUCCAAGGAGCCACGCUUGUUUAAUGUAAAAGAAAAACACAAAGAAUCUAGAGAUCAAUUUGCAAAAGUGGGAGAGCAAGGGGAACAGGCAAGGGGUAGUGAUGACCCGAGAAGGGCUGGACGUCAGGCCUGCUACAAAAGCAAUCGAUCUGAGUUAUUAGGAGUUGCCCGCAAAGUGCAGGAGAACUCAAAGAUGUUCAAGUUUGGAGAGCAGCUAUUAUUUGUGGAUAGUAUGGAGGACAGACUGCAGGAUACCAAGGUUGGAGACAGGAAUCCAAGUGAAGGAGCUGUUAGUAGUCCAGAACAAGUUAAACUGGGUAAAAUAGUAACUGAUAUUGAAUCAGUGAGUAAAAAAAUGGAGAAAAAAAAGCGACAGCAACGAGGGAAGUCCAGAAUGUUGGAAGCCUUCCCCAUCCAUCUCAGCUUGCCUUUGCAUCCUUUGACCUCCUCUUCCACGGAGUUCCUGAAGGAAAAUGGCAAAGCAUUCUAUGACUGGAGAGGAAUUGUAUUGACAAGGUCUUUUUGUUUACCUCAAGAAUCCAUUCAGACUACUUUCUCUGCAUCAUCAAUAUUGCCAGAUUAUUGUACUAAAACCAUUGUGAAAAAAGAGCAACAACCUAUCAAGCCAGAACCAAAGCCACAAACCAGGAUAAAAUCUGUUUUCAAUAAAAGUGAGAAAAGUUACAAUAAAGUUAGAAGAAUUGGACCACACAUAGAAAUCUUCCAAGUGUUCCAAGAAAGGAACAAAUUUGUGAUCACCAAAAAAGUAGUUAGAAUGAUCACCAUCAUGCAGGCCCGUGUCAGGGGGUGGCUGGAGCGCAAAAGGUACCAACGAAUAAGGACCAAGGCUUUGUAUCAUGGACCAAAUUUGAGAAUAGUUAUAAACAUGUAUCGCAGAAUGAUCCAUCGUAUUAGAUAUCGACUUGGUCUUUGGAGGACGAGAGAAAUUAUAAACUUCACAGAACUGGAGGAGUGGAUGGACAGAAAAAAAUUCUAUGAAAUAAUGUUCACUAAGAGGGAAGACUGGCAAGGAUUAGAGAGAAGUGAGCUCCUUAAAUACUUCAAUGAAUGUGGUCAUUUCCCAACCCAGAAACAAAUUGAUGGUACUUGGAACUUGGUUAAUAGGAAAGAUCAAGAAAAAUAUUCUGAACUAAUCACGAAGUCCAAAGCAGUUGAAAUGUUAUUUACACUCUAUCCUCCUCAAGGUGCUCAUGUGUAUAAUAAUGCACAGCUUAAAUCAACUUGGCUGAGACCCAUAGUAAACGGGGAAGAAGGAUAUAAAUAUAUAGUGAAUGGACAUCCAAUACUCAAAAGAGCUAAUAUCCAGAUUGUUGGGAAGUUAGUGGCCGGAUCCAUGAGAGAAAGGAAAAUGAAAGAGUAUUAUAAAUCAUUAAAUAUACAAUAA